This is a messenger RNA of Puma concolor (puma), 1350 nucleotides long. Lineage: Eukaryota; Metazoa; Chordata; Mammalia; Carnivora; Felidae. The record is from RefSeq and is a predicted model, not a curated record.
AUGGCGGCCGUCUGUCCCCCGCCAGCCACGAUGAUAACCACAGCUACCAACCCUGGGCAGGUCCGUCUCAUCUCAGGGCCAUUUGCAGAGGCCGAGUCCAGCCAGAAAUUCCACCCCAGCGUGGCCUCGGGUUACCUGAUGCUCUUUGUGCCCUGUGUCUCCAAUGCCCUAGUGUUUUCCGUCUGUGCCCUGCCCACUGGGUCAGCCUCGCUGCUUCCAUUUCAGUGCCGCUGGCUUUUCUCCCAGAAAAACAAGAUCGUGCAUGUGCUCAUGGGCCUCGUCUGUGCUGCCAGGAGACGGAACAUCGGCAUCUUCCAUCCGUCCUUCCGUGCGACUACCUACAUUCGAGAACAUCUCCACAGACACCUGCCAGCCAACGUCCACACGCUCGUCUCUGGCAGAAUGUGCGUCUCACUCACCAGAGUGUCUGAUGGGGAAAGUGUGCUGGUGUCUGAUUUUCAGUCCAAAGACGAAGUUGUGGAUGCCUUGGUUUGUUCCUCCUUCAUCCCUUUCUACUGUGGCCUAAUGCCUCCUUCCUUCAGAGGCGUGCGAUACGUGGAUGGAGGAAUAACUAACAACAUCCCCUUCUUUGAUUCCAAAACGACCAUCACCGUGUCCCCCUUCUUUGGGGAGUAUGAUAUCUGCCCUAAAGUCAAGUCCACAAACUUUCUUCAUGUGGAAUUAACCAAGCUCAGUUUGCGCCUCUGCCCGGAGAAUGUCUACCUUCUAAUACGAGCGUUACUUCCUCCAGAUCUCAAGGUGCUUGGAGAGAUAUGCCUUCGCGGGUAUUUAGACGCCACCAGAUUCUUGGAAGAGAAUGGCAUCUGCAGCGGGCCUCGGCCGGGCCCGAGUUUAUCUCCAGAAGAGUGGGGCUUCCUCGUGCCCCCCUCGGAACACACGGGGCCGGGGUCUCCCCCGAGGGCGGCUGCCUGGGGGACGAAGAUGGAGGGAGACGAGCUGCUGGACCACCUGCGUGUCAGCAUCCUGCCCUGGGACGAGAGCAUCCUGGAGACCCUGCCGCCCAGGCUCACCACAGCUCUGAGUGAAGGAAUUAAAAGCCAGCAGAGAUGCGUGAGCAGGAUUUGCAACUCCUUGCCAGUUAAGAUCUUGUCCUUUGCGAUGCUGCCUUGUACGUUGCCCGUGGAAUCUGCCGUUGCUGUGGUCCAGAGACUGGUGACGUGGCUUCCAGAUAUUCCUGAGGACAUCCGGUGGCUACAGUGGAUCACCUUGCACACGUGGUCUCGAGUGGUGACGCAUCUCUUCCCCACGCGCCAGACCCCAGGUACCGGCAAGCAGCCAGCGGCCUUCCCCGGGGAACACGAGGGCGUUUCUAGCCUCCUGGCUCCCUAG